Molecule: messenger RNA, 3438 nt
Organism: Mercenaria mercenaria
Lineage: Eukaryota; Metazoa; Mollusca; Bivalvia; Venerida; Veneridae
Exons: 5
Coding region: 93-416 (107 amino acids)
Source: RefSeq, a predicted model, not a curated record
GGAAAACUCUUCAGCAGUGAAAGCAGUUUAUAAGAAGUCCUGCAGCCAUGAAAAACAAGUUAAAUUGUGGGGAACCAUAACUGUUAUAAAAGAUGAGCAGGAAUGUAAUGCAUUUGCAAUGUGUUCUACAGUUUUGGCACUUGGAAGGUGGUCACAUUUCACAACGAGACAAAGUUCUUCGAAGGGCGUUACUUAAAGCAAAUGAUAUAUUCACUGUAGGAAGAAGACUAUUCAAAUCGAAAUACCCACUUGUACAUGUUCCUGUAGAUAGCGGAAUUGCAGCUGCAGCAUCCAGGGAAGUGCCUAAGCAUGGGGAAGAUCCUUCUCAAGAGUCAAGCCAUAGUAGCACUGAAGAGUCCCACAAAGGCAAGCCUUCUAGACAACACCAAGGUACCAUUGGGCCUUAUAGGCAAUGAGGAUCCUUCUGGUCAUGAAGGUGUUACGAUGCAAGAGUAGCAGAGAUCCCUGAUUUCAACAGUGAUGAGCAGCCCUCAAGCUAUCAAAGUGACAAAGAAUACUCUCUUAGUGAAAGCGAGAAGGAGGCCUCUGACCAUAAAAGUAAUCUGGAGCCUCUUGACUUAGAAAGUAUUGAUGCCAGUGUAAACGAUCCUGAUGUAUAUAUACUGUAAUCUGUAUAUGUGGAAAUCUUGUGAAUUUGCUAUUCGGGCUAUUACAUUACAUUUAGCCAUAGUUUGACUGAUAUAUUGUUGUGCUUACAAACUGUAACAGCCAAGAUUCUUACUUGCCAAAUUUUACAAUUAUACACUUUUUAGAAUAAAAGUUAUCGAUACAAGAAAAUUACUUAGUUUCCUUGGGGUUUUAUUUUUUUCUAUGUAGAGGAUUAAAGAUCUUUAUGUGAGAAUGAAUGUGGAUAUACCAGCCAUUUUUUCCAAGGGCUGUACAGUUAAAAGUGUGUUUAUUCUGAUGAAAUUGUAUUCUCAAAUUAAGUGUCUUGAUGUCAUGUUUUUAAACUACAUGUAUUCAUUAAAUGCAUACUUACAAUACUAUAUUGUUUUGUAGCUUGACUUACGAAGACAAAGUAGAGCUAUUACACUUGCCUUGGGGUCUGCGUCACUGUUGGUUAAGUUUUUUGUUAAAGUCUAAAAUCUCUGUUAAUAUUAACUCAUUAAUACCUGGAGCCAUAUCUCCACUUAAUUACUGUUACCAAUUUUCCAGUACAUUCCUAAGCCACUAAUUCAUUUAUCUGCUCUGUAUGCCUGUGGAUUUUCACCAAUAAUCGAUAAGGUCUCUGGAUUCUUUGGUCAAUAUUACGGACAUACAUCUGUUUACCGUAACUUAUUGACACAUUCUAAUGAUCAAGAAGACUGAAACUUUCAAAACUGAUAGGGAAAUUUAUGAUCUAUUCAAUGAUGUAAAAUUUUCUAAUACUUUAAUAUACAAAAGCAUUUUACAGGUCAAAUGAAUCCACAUAAAUAUGGAAAACUGCAGUAUUCAAGAAGAAUUGGACUUAGAAAAACAGCCAUUAUUUGAUAGUUUUAUAUUUAUUCUUCUAUUGCUAAAAUUUAAAACCAAUGGCAUUAUGCAAGAAAAGAAUUAUAUUUUAUGUAAUAGAAUUAAAACUACUGAAAUGGAAAAACACUGUAGUAUAUUAUAGAAAGUGAAGAUAAACAUGCAAUAUCUAGAAGCAACUUUCUAAUUCAGAUAUUUAGUGAUGAAUAGAUUGAAAAUACAUGUUCAAAUAAUAAAUAUUUUGAUUGUUUCCGGGUAAUAUUAGUCUUUUCUGUGAAAUAUUUUCAUUGGUAGAAAUUGCUAGAAAGAACUAAAAACGUUUAACAGCAGUCCAACCGUUAAUAUUGUUACAAACGUAAAAUCACGUCACGCGGCAUACAGUACUAUCAUUCAGAGAGCGCAUUUCUACAAUCCUCAGCAUACACGUCUAUCAUCUUUCGACGGAUAAAUACGACAUGCGGUACUCGAUAAGAGUUGAAACGAACGCAAAAGUGCGAUUUGCGUCCUUAAUUAGUUAAAGCUAUCAGAGUCUGCACAACAAUCUCAAUAACUCUGACUUGAAUUUUAACAGAGUUGUGCCCCUUUUAGCCCUUAAAAUGUGAUGGAAGUGGGUGCAUUGUUUUCAGGUUCAUAUUUACUAUCAAAGUCUUUGCCAGGUUAAGGAAUCCUCAUAACUCUAUUUUGAUUUUUUGACAGAUUUAUGCCUCUUCUAAAUUACAGAUUUUUGGUAAAGUUUUUUGUUAGUCUAUUAUCUUGAAUACUUUCAAAGGCAUUAAGUCGCAACUUGAAAUGAUUCUUUACUAUCAACAUCACCAUGGAAAGCAAUUUCCUUAGGUCAGUUUUGAUUUUUAGAGUGAUGCCAUUUUUAUAACUUUUAUUAGAAAUUUCCAUUAAAGAAUUUUUACAAUGUUCAAUAAUUUAAUAGUACACUACCAAAGAUAUUCAACUGUACCAUGGCAUACAUAUUUAAUAGAUCCUUUGUUAGUUAGUCCCUCUGUUUCAAAACUUGUUUGCUCAAAAUCUUUUGAAUGGAUUAAUAGAUUGAAUUAUUUUGGUACACAGGUAUAUAUCCGCAAUGCGCAGGUAAAGUUAAAUUUUUUGCCAAUAACUUUUGACAGAGGUGUAGCUUCUUUAUGAAUGAACAUUUAGUUAGUCUGUCUGUGUCAAAACUUGUCCGCUCAAUAAUUUUUAAAAGGAUAAUGGAUUUGUUACAAAGUAACCAUAAAAUGCAGUCAAAGUUCAAUUUUGGCUCUGGUGCAAUAAUUUUGACAGAGUUAUGGCCCCUUUUCAAUUGUUCUGAUAAGUAAAUGUGCUGAAUAACACUUGAAAAUUUUUAUUCAAAUUUUAUGUGCUAAGCAAUUUUAUGGGAGAUAGAUUUAAAUUUUGAAAAUACUUUGUAGUAAUUUAAAGCUAGAUUUUAAUGGAGUUCAGUUAUCAUUUCAUGACUGUAAUUUUCAUUGUUUUCUUAAAAGCUUUUCUAUGACUAAAACUGAACUAAAUACUUAUUUAACUUCUGUGCAACAUGUGCAAAAAUCAAAGGUGAGGAUGCCUGUUUAGUCGUAGGAUGUAUGUCUAACAUAAAGUUUCAUAAAAUUACAUAUCAGGCAAUAACAGGUAAAGCCAAUAUAUUCAUUACUUAGUGUAUAAAUUUUAGUUUGUGACAGAGAUAAUGUUGUGAUUUUACAUAUAGCUUUGGUGUUGGUUUAGCUUUUGGAGACUGAUUUAAUGGAUUCAAACCUUACAAAUGAAGCAAAACAUGUGCAGUAGUAGAUGAAGAGAAACACCUUUCACGUGAAUGAAUUCGAAUAUUUUAUAAUUCAUUACUGUCUCCAUAAUAUAAUGUAGAAGUUAUUAUUUGCAUUUGUUACAACAUUAUUUAGUGACAGAUUUGUUAGGAUGUUUUGUAAUGUUUCCACUUGGUUUCAUGUUGUUCACGUUACUAAAUGCAAUUGAAAAUUUUAAGAAUCA